AUGUGGCGGGCCUUACGUGGGGUGGUCCCCUCCGUGCCUUUGUGUGUUCGCUUCUCCGCAGCCGCCCCACGCGCCGCGCAGGGCUUCCGGGCCCCUGCGAACGCCGGCGCGGACGGCGGGUCGGAGCGGCGGGGGCAGGCGAAUCCGUACAAGUCGUGGGAGCACCUCAACCACAAGUGGCUGCUGCUGAUGUGCGUUGGGUGCCUCGCCGGGGGCCUCGCCGCGGGGCGGGCGGUGGAAGUCGACGAGAAUGCACUCCGACCGCCCUUCCAAAAGUCCGCCGUCCUCGCAGACGCCGCCGCGACAUUUGAGUUCCGUCCGGAUUUAGCGCCAACGGCACUCCGUGUUGUGUUUCUGCUUGCCGCCCGACGCGCUGGUCUCGUGGCGUUAACACCAGACGAAUCGUGUGCAGCCGCCCGCGGACUCGACGACGUCGCCGGCGUUCUUCGUCAUCUCGCCACCGCACACCGCAUAGCCACAGAAGACGCCGCUUCACUUCUCGCCAUCGCCGCAUUGAAGUUCCUCGCAGCUCCUGUGGACGCCGUGGAUGCCGCAUGGCGAUGGGGACGCAACGACACAGAUGAAGCUCCACCACGUAAGAAUCCUUCAAAUGGUCAAGAAUACCACUCCGUGCAUGAUAUUCUUACCGGUAUAGGAGGUCUUACAGAUGCAGAGUGCGUUGCGCUUCUGGCUUGUCACAGUGUUGGAGAAUUCCAUGAACAUGUUAGCGGUAUAGAAGACGUGACUCACAUUGGAAGUCGCUACAAACUCAGUAAUGAGUAUUACAAAUUUCUUUUGGCAAAUGAGAAGCGAUUUUUUGAGUUGGAAGUACCUCGAACAGAGGAAAACAAAGGAAUUGAGAGACUUCCUAAAGAUUUUGUUUGUGUAUACGCAAAAGUAGGAAAAAAAGGAAAGAAAAAACAGUGUGUAUUUAAUAAACGGGAGGUGGAUGCAAUACUACAUGAUAAAACAUGGCGUGCAUUGGCGGAGAAAUAUGCAUCAGAUGAAGCGGCAUGGUCAGAGGCUUUUCAAUCUGCUUUCACAAAGAUGAUUGACAGCAACUUUUCACGUCUUCGCACCUACAAUGCAUCUGCUGAAUGA
This is a messenger RNA of Trypanosoma theileri, 1101 nucleotides long. RefSeq lists its product as uncharacterized. The transcript has a single exon. The coding region runs from base 1 to 1101 and encodes 366 amino acids. Lineage: Eukaryota; Euglenozoa; Kinetoplastea; Trypanosomatida; Trypanosomatidae. Gene Ontology annotation, biological process: hydrogen peroxide catabolic process; cellular response to oxidative stress; response to reactive oxygen species. Gene Ontology annotation, molecular function: heme binding; peroxidase activity. The record is from RefSeq and is a predicted model, not a curated record.